Molecule: messenger RNA, 4844 nt
Organism: Syngnathoides biaculeatus (alligator pipefish)
Lineage: Eukaryota; Metazoa; Chordata; Actinopteri; Syngnathiformes; Syngnathidae
Product: zinc finger protein 70
Exons: 3
Coding region: 162-1787 (541 amino acids)
Biological process (GO): regulation of transcription by RNA polymerase II
Cellular component (GO): nucleus
Molecular function (GO): DNA-binding transcription factor activity, RNA polymerase II-specific; RNA polymerase II cis-regulatory region sequence-specific DNA binding
Source: RefSeq, a predicted model, not a curated record
GACAGGUGACCCUCUAGUCCAAUUAGAGUGCACUGGCCGUAAUUGCGUCAUCUUUAUGCGACGGCCCAAAUGCAAUCGUGCAGUUAGAGGUUGUUGCAAAUGGAAGAGUCGACAAAGGGUGCAAUGAUCACAUCUUAGAUACGGUUUACUCAAGUAAAGCCAUGGCUUCCCGGCGGGCAGGUUACAUGAGCAGCGUGGAUUCUCCUUCGCCAAAUAGUGGCAACCGGAAGACGAGUAUCAACAUUCCUGACAGGCCAGGGGUAGAAUCCUGCUACGACCGCAAACCAGACAAGGUUGUAUAUGGCAGUGUGAGUGUAACAUCGCUGAAGUCGCGUCUCGCACCGACCAUUCAAACUGCCAUGUCGGCUGCAGUUGAUACUCUCCUAUGCGAAGUGGUGCUUGUGCUCAAUGAAACUCACCAAGAGUUGCUGCACAAGGAACAAGAGAAUGAGAGGCUCAAAGUGCGCCUGGAGGUGUCAGAGAGGGAGUUGAAGACGAUGCACGAUUGUCUGUGCAGUGCUCAGAAGCUCAUAGACCAGCUUCAAAUCUCAUACACUGGCCCCCACAACAUCGGGCAGUCGGUUUUUACUCCGAAUUCACUGUCCUCCAUGGCGGCUGGCAUCAACCGGGGCCAUCAGAACACUCGAAACGUGAACGGGGCUGCCAUCGACUUGGGUCUCGGUGGUUCUGCGGAUGACUCGCUUCAAGGAUUUGAGCCAAGAGAUGACUACAAGAUAUGCCAGCUGUCUAUUCAACCAGAUGGUUCUGUGACCAACCAUACUUUGGACUCCUUUGAAACAGACGCGUCUCACAUGUGUACGGAUGCCAACAGACCAGAAGAGAGGCCAUCUCAGGGACCGGGUGAAGCUGCCAGCUUUGAGAUCAAAGUGGAGCAGGGACAAACUUCAAACUCCAGUCAAAACAACAGGAAGGACACAGUUGGCGAUGGAGAACAGUCAACCCAGACCAUGGGUGAUCUCGGUUAUGUUCAGGUUGGAGAAGGAGGAAGUUCCCAGCGUACCUUCACCCACACUCUGCUCCACCAGAGGGCUGCUCGAGAAUGCACCAGUGCCCUGCAGCAGCGACUUCUUGAUGGGCAAAAGCCGCCGGUGCGGACUUCUGGACCCGGAAGAGGUCACAGUGUUUCACCAGGUAGAGCGGGAGACUCAGCUGGACCUUCGGGUGCCGAGGCGCCCGUUGAGCCUUCCGAAGAUCGUCCUCAUCACUGUUUAGAGUGUGGAAAGACCUUCCGUCUGAUUUCCAGCCUGAAGAAGCACAUCCGCAUUCACACGGGAGAGAAGCCGUACCCAUGCAGCGUGUGCGGCCGCUGUUUCCGCGAGUCGGGCGCCCUCAAGACACACCUGCGAAUACACACUGGGGAAAAGCCGUACUCAUGCUCAGAGUGCGGCAACUGCUUCCGCCACUUAGACGGCCUGCGCAAACACCGGCGCACGCACACCGGAGAGAAGCCGUACGUGUGCGCCAUCUGCGGGAAGCGUCUGAGCCGCCUGCAGCACCUCAAGCAUCACCAGCUCAUUCACACGGGCGAGAGGCCGUGCUGCUGCCCCUUUUGCAACCGCAGCUUCAAGGAGCCCGCCGCACUUCGCAAGCACAUACGGACACACCCGGAGGACGGUGGCCACAUGGCGAUCGGUGCCACGGACGAAGCUGAACCCGACCCGAUCGAUGACAUGAACAACCUUCACCCUGCGGCUCCGUCCCCGCAGCUGAGGUUCGGGGAGUGGGGAGCAGAAGAGGAGGACAACUCAGUUGUUGACUCUGUGUAGAGAGCUAAACAAUGGUGGAGCACUCACAGACCCAAAAGGGGGCCCAAGGGGGACAUGGUUGUAAAUACAAUGGAACAAAAAAAAUGGACAAGGCAUGGUGGUGACUAGUUAGUAUAUCUGCCUCACAGUCCCAAAUCCCAGCCCCCACUUGGGUGGAGUUUGCUUGUUCUCCCCGUGCCUGUGUGGGUUUUCUACGGGCGGUCCGGUUCCCCCCUCCCAAAUACAUGCACGGUAAAGUUGACUGUAAAUUAUUUGCAGGUCUGAUUGUGAGUUUAAAUGGUUGUUUAUAAGUGCUCUGCAAUUGGCUGGGGACCACUUCAAGGUGUACCGCGCCACUUACCCACAGUCGGCUGUGACGGGCUCCAGCACGCUUGUGACCCAAGUGAGGAUAAGCGAUAUAAUGGAUACAAGCAAAAUGGGACCGUUCAAUUUGGCAUUACAGGUUUUUGCCACCAAGAAAGUCAUUAUGAAAAUGCACUAACAGGCCAAAGCAGCAGGUGGCUCUCUUAAACAGUAAAGUCAUGUAAGCCAGUCAAAUCCUGAAAUGCCAGCUUUUGUUUUUUUAUUUUUAUUUUUUAUUUUGGACAAUAGUACCUUGAGGGAAAGGGGAAUUACUGGCAACUGAUUGGCAUUACAAUAAAUAAUAAACAACCAUCCAUUAAUGUUUUAUUGCGCCUGUCUUCAUUAUGCUUGCAGCUAAACUGGGUCCAAUCCACACUGACUUUGUUGACAGUUGGGGUUCCACGCCCUGAAGUGGUUGCUGAGCAAAGCAAACACAAACUAUUGAUUUCACCAUCUAAGUCAAAAAGACAUCAUCAAUGAGAUUGUGUGUGUGGGGGGGAGGAGUAUGAACACUUCAGAAGAUGCUUGUGCAUGAAUGUUUUUUAGAGAAACUUUUCUGGUUUUAGUCUUUGGUAUUAAUAGUUUGCAUGAAGUUCAUCCAAUGCCGUACGUAAAUGUGUUAGUCUGCUUCCAAGCAAUUUGACCAAACUGUUGAGGCUAUUUAGGAAAGUGCCUUGAUUUAAAAAUGUUAAGUGGGUCCAAAUCGGCAAACAUUGUCUCCAUGAAGUCAUUCUUGGAUAUUGUUUAUCCAACAAUUGUGAACACAAAUACAAAGUGAUUUCAAAUAUAGAAUUACUUAUAGCUAAACAGGGUACUUGAGUCAUUGUCUAUCACUCAAUUUAAAUCAUCAGCCACCACAUUAGGCGCACAAAAUAAAAGCAUCGGUUCUGAGCAAAUGACGAAGAGGCAAAAUAAUGUAAACAGAAUAGCCAAAAGUUUUUCUGCUACAUUUUCAAGAGUUACAAUGUUUGUAAAUAAUUUUACCAUUUUUGUCAAAUAGAGGUUGCUUUUGAUGUAAAUCCUUUUUUAUUUUUUUUUAUUUUUAUUUUUUUUUAUUUUUUUUUUUACUUACAACUACUAAUCUUUACCUCAUGAUGUAAAUCUUAAUUUAUUUUCCUCCUAGUUGUAUUCUGAAUAAUCUCUGCAGCCUUCAAUUUAAAAAAAAUGUAAUACAGUACAGGUACAUGUUUUCAUGUAUGCUGUAUUUUAAGCACCUGCUAUUUAAACUAAGUACUGUAUAGCUUCAUGGGAAAUGGUCUAAAUGUGAAAUGUUUGUUGUUGUAUACCCACAAUAUGGUUUGGUAGUUUUGUUAAUGCUGUAGUUUUUUCUUAAAUGACAUUAAAGGAGGCCUUUGCAUGUACCUUUAAGAUCAAAACAAGAAGGCAUAUUUCAAUGUGACGUUUCUAUGCUUCUGCAUUUAAACUGCAAGUCUAUCCUCCAUUACCUGUUUAAUGUGCUGGAAAUGUUCCUGUACGAAAAGGCCUUAUUUGUAUUUAAACUUUUUGGCAAAACAAUUUUGACUUAGUGUUUUUUUUUUUUUUUUUAGGUUGCAUCAUGGUUUUUUUUUGUGUGUCUACCAAAUAUAUGAUCUCUGCAUGCCAUCUUUCAUUUCCUUGUCACCUUCCUGCAGAGCGGUCACCGUCUCAUACAGCAAAGAAAAGACAUUUGAGUCUGAGAGGUGCACACUAAAGAAGAUCUCCUGAAACUAAGAAUCAUUAUUCAUGCCCAUUCAUUUUUGCACUACUCGUAAAAAGUUGGGGAUAUAAGCUUCUGAGGAAUGAAGUACAAUACAACCUACAAAAAUUUAAAUAUCACACAGCCAUAAGUCUUCAGACCCGUUGCUCAAUAUGUAGUAGAAGUAUCCGUUAGAGCUAGUAUAGCUAUGAUUUCUUUUGGGGAAUGAUGCAACAACAUUUUCAGGUCUCCAGGAUCAUAAUUGGGUUUAGAUCAGGGCUCUCGCUGGGCCAUUCAAGAACAGUCACAGAGUUGUUCUGAAGCCACCCCUUAGGCAUUUUAGCUGGUCAUUGUCUUGUUUGAUGGUGAACUUUAAGCCCAGUCUGAGAUCCUGAGCACUCUGGAGAAGGUUUUCGUUGAGGAGAUCCCUGUACUCAGCUGCAUUCAUCUUUCCUUCGCUUUCAACCAGUUGUCCUGUCCCUGCAACUGGAAACCCCCCACCACAUGAUGGUGACACCAGCAUGCUUCAUUGUCGGGACCGUAUCGAACAGUGCUUGGUUUUCUCCACACGGCCAGGAAUUCUAGCAUGGUCUCAUCAGACUCGAGAGUCUCAUUUCUCACCAUCUUUGAGUUUUUCAGGUGGUUUUUUUUCCUUAGCAAACUCCAUGUGGGCUUUCAUGUGUCUCUCACUGGGGAGAGGCAUCCGUCGGGCCACUGCUGUAAAUCCCUGACAUGUGGAGGACUGGAGUGAUAGUUGACUUUCUAGAACUUUCAACUCUAUAUCUGGAGCUCAGCCACAGUGAUUUUUGGGUUCUUCUGUACCUCUUUCACCGCAGUUCUUCUGCUCGGUUUGGCCAGAUGGCCAGCUCAAGGAAGGGUUCUAGUCGUCCCAAACAUCUUGAAUUUAAGGGUUAUCGGGGCCAUGGUGCUCUUUUGAGUCUUAAGUGCCGCAGAAUUUAUUUAUUUUUUGGUAACUUGGGCAGGUCUGUGCCUUGUAUCUUCUCGCUCUUCAGGCAGUUCCUUUGACCUCAUGAUUGUCA